Messenger RNA from Betta splendens (Siamese fighting fish), 1722 nucleotides. RefSeq names its product zinc ribbon domain containing 2 (gene znrd2). Bases 245 to 868 code for a protein of 207 amino acids. Lineage: Eukaryota; Metazoa; Chordata; Actinopteri; Anabantiformes; Osphronemidae. The transcript has 4 exons. The record is from RefSeq and is a predicted model, not a curated record.
UGAAGCGUUUCUCGCACGUGUACUUUUCGUUGAACCACGACUCGUUGCUAUCACAAAUACCGGCAGAUUAGCCUGGUGGAUUAGCCAGCUAGCUAGCUUGUCAUCGGUAAUUGAAGAUCAGUGCAGCUGUGCUCAUCGUUUUUAACGCUGUUUUUGACGAAAUAAGUUAGUGCACUAACUUUGUAAUAAACUUGUAAAAUCUGAUGAAGAGGACUUUGAGUGGGAGCCUCCGACAGAAGCGGAGAUGAAGGUGAUCCAGGCUCGCAGGGAACGACAGGACAAAAUCAGCAAGCUGAUGGGAGACUACCUGCUCAAAGGAUACAAGAUGCUGGGAGAGUGCUGCGACCUGUGUGGGAAUAUUCUUCUUCAGGAUAGACAGCAGAAGAACUACUGUGUUUCUUGUCAGGAGCUGGACUCUGAUAUUGACAAGGACAACCCUGCUUUAAAUGCACAGGCAGCGUUGUCCCAGGUGAGAGAGCGGCAGCUUGCAGCCCAGUCCCCUGCACCGACCCACGCCCAACUAAAUGACACCUCCAGCAACGGUCAGGCACAGUCAGUUCCUCAGCCAAGGCCUGAGCACUGUGAGGGGGCUGCUGCAGGAGGCAGAGCCCUCCAACCUCCACCUGCCCCUUCUCCUUCAGUCCCUCCAUCCACCACAGUCCUGCCACCGCCCCGUCCUCCAGCUUCUCCACCGAGCUCCACCCUCCGACCCGUGUUGCAAGAAGCUGAGGAAGCUGUUCUAACCAAACUUCGCUGGGCCACCACUCAGCUACAGAGUUCCACAUCCCUGGAGGCAAGUGCCCAGCUUUGUAACCUCAUUACCAGCUGUGCCACCUCGCUGCGCAGCCUCAAAGAGCUCAGCCAGUAACCACCAUGGACAGUCUGAAACCUUGGAGCAAUGGGAACGUUGUUUCUGCUUUCCUUCAUCUUGGAAUAUUGACAAUUGGAGUCCUUACAUAGAGCUGAAUUCAGUUAUGUCCAGAAAUUCCGCUUGAAAUGGCAUCAUCAGAAGUACAGUGCAGGUUACUCUUCAGCCACCAUGGCUGUAUGGCUGACUGAACUCCAUGUUAUCUGGCUUCUCUUCUUCUUUGUAACUUAUGUUAUUAUAAAAACCGACUACUACUAAACUCAGACUACAUUAUAACUGUUGGUGGUAAAUUUGAACUGGCCAUUAAAAGUAAGGUUUAGGGUAUAUUUUUUAGAUAAAUAAUAAUGAAUAAAGAUUAACACAUAGUUACUUGGUGUUACUUCAUCAGUAUUGGCCCCUAUGCACACAUGGGAAUUAAUUUUCUGUAGUAACAGUGUAGGUUUGCUAAUUCAAAUUUAAGCUGUAUUCCCUUUGUCGUGCACAAUGUUACAAUUCUGAAACAACAGCUGAAACAUUGAAGAACAACAAAGACAUCAGUUCAAGUGUGCGGCCUGUUGGUAUGUUAAACACACAAGUCUUCUAAUCUGACCCGUGUGAAUUUGGUGCCCGGACACGUUUUUGGUGUCUUUGGUGAUGCAAGGGUUGUCACUGUGUGUCUGCAUUUCUGAAGUUUUUAUUGUAAAUAGAUUUGAUGCAUGAAAGUGAUGAUGGUCAGGUGGGACUCCGUUAUUGUUCAUCAUUAAAAACGUCAUAAAUAGCCAGAAUCUCAUAUUUCAGAGACAAGCUGGGUUGUUUUUGAAGGGACACUUGAGUUUUCUAAUGAUGUUCCUGAAUAAAGCUUUACCGCUUCAACA